UCCUAGGACCUUUAAUCCAAUGAGGUCCAGACCAAACUGCACUAUCGACAGAGGCAGCAGAGGAGCUUGCUGAAAUUUUUACUGAAGUCAGGUGCAUCUGAGUUCCUCAAAAACUUAAGGCUUACCACAAAAAAAAAAAAAAAAAAAAAGCAACCCCAAGCAGACAAGAACUACUUCCAGCUCAGACACUGCCACUGCCCUGGAGAAGUUCUGAGAUGUUGUUGGUGCUGUUCACUCGGUGGAUGUGGAUCUUGCUGGGGAAGAGCAGUGUUCUCUUGCUUCUGGAGGUCUCUUUGAAGGGGAGAGCCCUACCUCCAGUCCGGUACUCGCACGCUGGGAUAUGCCCCAAUGACAUGAACCCCAACCUGUGGGUCGAUGCACAGAGCACUUGCAAGCGGGAGUGCGAUGCUGACCUGGAGUGUGAGACCUUUGAGAAGUGCUGCCCCAAUGUCUGUGGAACCAAGAGCUGUGUGGCCGCUCGUUACAUGGACAUCAAGGGCAAGAAGGGGCCUGUGGGGAUGCCCAAAGAGGCAACCUGUGACCACUUCAUGUGCAUCCAGCAAGGCUCAGAGUGCGACAUCUGGGACGGGCAGCCUGUCUGCAAGUGCAAGGACAGGUGUGAGAAGGAGCCCAGCUUCACCUGCGCCUCUGAUGGCCUCACCUACUACAACAAGUGCUAUAUGGAUGCAGAGGCCUGCAUCAAAGGCAUCACACUGAGUGUGGUCACCUGUAGGUACCAUCUCACCUGGCCAAACACCAGCCCCAUUCCCCCAGAAACGACAGCUCGCCCUACCACCGCCUACUCUGAGACCACAGUUGUGGAUAUCCUGCCCCCUGCGCUGGUGAACAACCCCGUCCAUCAGUCUGUCUACGUGGGAGAGACCGUCAGCUUCCUCUGCGAUGUCACUGGGAGACCCAAGCCCGAAAUCACGUGGGAGAAGCAGAUGGAUGGGAAGGACAAAGUCAUCAUGAAGCCAAACCAUGUCAGGGGGAACGUCGUGGUCACCAACAUCGCCCAGCUGGUCAUCUACAACACACAGCUGCAGGAUGCAGGAAUCUACACCUGCACUGCCCAGAACAGCGGUGGCCUCCUACAGGCAGAUUUCCCUUUGUCAGUCAUCAGAGGAGAGCCCACAUCCAAGGAAGCUUCCCAGAACAAAACACAUUUUCCAACUGACGAGUGCCUGAAGCAGCCAGACAGUGAGGACUGUGGGGAGGAGCAGACCCGGUGGUACUACGAUGCCAAGAAAAACAACUGCUUUACUUUCAUCUAUGGGAACUGCAACAGCAACCUCAACCACUUUGAGACCUAUGAGAGUUGCAUGCUAACGUGCAUGAAUGGCCCCAUCAACAUCUGCAACCUGCCAGCCCUCCAAGGCCACUGCAAGGCCUACGAGCCCAGGUGGGCCUACAACAGCCUGACCAAGCAGUGCCAGUCCUUCAUCUACGGCGGCUGUGGGGGCAACGAGAACAACUUUGAGAGCCGGGAGGCCUGUGAGGAGAUGUGCCCCUUCCCCAAGAACACGCACUGCAAGGCCUGCAAACCCCGCCAGAAGCUGGUGACCAGCUUCUGCAAGAGCGACUUCGUUAUCCUGGGCCGCAUCACAGAGCUGACCGAAGACCAAGACUCGGGACACGCCCUGGUGACGGUGGAAGAGAUUCUCAAGGAUGAAAAAAUGGGAUUAAAAUUCCUGGGGAAGGAACCUCUAGAAAUCACGCUGUUGAACAUGGACUGGAGCUGCCCGUGCCCCAACAUGACCACGGUGGAUGGCCAGCUCAUCAUCAUGGGGGAUGUCCACAACGGCAUGGCCGUGCUACAGCCAAACAGCUUUGUGGGCACCUCCAGCGUCCGGCGCGUGCGCAAGCUCCGCGAGGUCAUCCACAAGAAAACUUGUGAGCUUUUGAAAGAGUUCCUGGGAUUGCAUUAACCUCCCUCAUACCUGUGAGCCGCCCCGACCCGUGUGUUAGUAGGGCUAACAAGUGAUAGGCUAGUGCCAAACUAAACACACUGUUUGAAGAUACACUGUAGGAAUUAUGCAGAACCCCUAUUUUAAUCCAUUAAUGAUGCUUAGCAACAACAUAGUUUGGUCUUUGGCAGGCGUGUAAACCAGCAGCAAAAGGCCAUUAAUCUUGCAUUGAAAUAAAUUUGUCCAUAUAGGAGUGCCAUUUACUAGGUGACUCACUUCAGCAAUUAUAAAAUUUUUAUCUAGCUUCCAUCAUAUAUGACAGAACUCAUAGCAUUUGUUUGGCUAGUUGGUACACAGCUAAGAAAUAUGUAAUGCCAAUUUAAUCUGUCUCAUUCUCAGUCUGGUUCAUCAUUUUAAGGCACACGCUUGGCUUCUUAUAGCAGCAUUAAUAUUUCAAGAGAAAAGCCUGUAAAUUAUUGUCUACAUUUACAAUUGUGCCCAUUUAACCAACCUGUGCAUUAUGAGAUUGCUUCUUUUAAUUGCAAUUUUCCUUUUUUUUUUUUCCCUUUUAAAAACCUCAUUUUUAAAUGGCAACUACUACCUAUCUUGCAAUCCUUACUGGAGGAGAAACUCCCUUGAUCCUGUGCCCAGGACAACAGGUCCCUGUAAAAGCUCAAGGCACAGUCUCACCCUGAAAUGACAUUUCUGUCACCAGAACAAGGUCAGCAAACACCCUUGUUCUCUAUUUAAAUUUCAAUCAAUAUAUUGUCUAUUACAAAAAGUCCAAGCCAGAAGGAUGGCAAUGUGCUGCCAGCUGUCUUGCUUUUGAAAAGCCUUUACACCUGAGCAUACACAGGGAUUUAUUGCUUAUUUUGAGUAGCAAUCCUGCUUUUAUAGAUGAGACAGCAAAGCAAGAAGAGUCAGAGCAAAAUUCAACCUAGGAAAGUGCAAUACACAUUCUGCAAACUGCAUUAGGCAGACACAAAGCUUCUGAGUCUGAACUGCACAAACACAAGCAGACAAAGACUUUAAAGGCUUUCAGUGUCACCCUUUUAGAGUCUUUUUAGAGUCUUUCAAACCUCAGAAUACACUUUCCACCAGGCCACUGUAUAUAGGUGUAUGAAUGACUUCCCUAAGACAUCCAGCAUGGGCUGUGGGUGGGAGCAGGUGAGUACACAUAGGAUCAAUCAUUUUAACAUUUCUGUGUCCAAACAAUGUAACAUUUGCAUAUACAAAAUCCUUAAAUAAAGAAAAGGCUGAUCCUGCAAACAUCCUGCCUUGCUGAGGACUGUGAUUGCAGGGAAGAGGGGCGAGCCGGGCACAGUGAGCCUUGUCCCUGCUCCUUGUUCUGUGGGCUCAGGAAAGUGACUGUGGCAGAGCUCAGAGCUUGCUGCCCUGCACAAAGAGCCGGUUCAGGACUGGAGAAGUGUCAAGACAUGUCUGGGUGAGACGAAGGAAGGGAGGCAGGGAGGCAGGAAGGUGCAGGCAGUGCUGCCCCAUGGUGCCAUCUAACGGGCUCGCAGCGGGGUGGCUGAGGCUGGCAGUGGGCACACACAUGCUGCUGCAGGCAUGAGUUGGGGCUGGGAAUGGCAAGGGCUGGGGAAGGAGAUUAAACAGACAGAUGUUGGAUAUCUGCACCCCUAAAGCCUGUGCACGUGGCAAUUGCAGGGAGGAAAAUUCACAGUGAGAGAAACAGCAUUGUGGAUGUGAGUCCAGCUCUGCUUCCCCUGAUUCCACACUGCAGCAGCAGCCAAGCCAUGGAUAGAGACCACUGCAGGAUGGAAAGUGGUUUGGGCUUGGGUUAUUUUUGACAUGUUCCUGCAACAGGAAUGGAUCUAAAUCUCCAGUUAUUUGGAAAAUUUCACAAGAAGCUGCA
Messenger RNA from Ficedula albicollis (Collared flycatcher), 3783 nucleotides. RefSeq names its product WAP, follistatin/kazal, immunoglobulin, kunitz and netrin domain containing 2 (gene WFIKKN2). The coding region runs from base 216 to 1928 and encodes 570 amino acids. The record is from RefSeq and is a predicted model, not a curated record. Gene Ontology annotation, biological process: negative regulation of transforming growth factor beta receptor signaling pathway. Gene Ontology annotation, molecular function: receptor antagonist activity; transforming growth factor beta binding; serine-type endopeptidase inhibitor activity. NCBI's taxonomy places the organism in Eukaryota, Metazoa, Chordata, Aves, Passeriformes, Muscicapidae. The transcript has 2 exons. Gene Ontology annotation, cellular component: extracellular region.